GGAACGUACGGGCAAAUCUCGCUGCUUCUAAAUAAUCUAAACAAAUCCUAUUUUUUUGUACAAUUUCCAUCUUGUAAGUCAAUACACUGCUACCCAAUACACGACAAGUAGGCAAGGCUAAACUCGAACAUCAGCAAAAUGUCUGUAAGUCAGUGCCGUCAGAACUACCACUCUGAGAGUGAAGCGGGCGUCAAUCGCCAAAUCAACAUGGAGCUGUAUGCAUCCUACACGUACCAGUCAAUGUCGUUCUACUUCGACCGUGAUGACGUGGCCCUGCCCGGGUUCUCCAAGUUCUUCAAGAAGUCCUCGGACGAGGAGCGUGAGCACGCCGAGAAACUGAUGAAGUUCCAGAACAAGCGUGGUGGUCGUGUGGUUCUCCAGGACAUCAAGAAACCCGACCGUGAUGAGUGGGGCACAGGCCUGGAGGCCAUGCAGGUGGCGCUGCAGUUGGAGAAGAGCGUGAACCAAUCGCUGCUCGACCUGCACAAGGUCUGCUCCAACCACGAGGAUGCUCAGAUGGCCGACUUCCUGGAGUCUGAGUACCUCGCUGAGCAGGUGGACGCCAUCAAGGAAAUCGGUGACCACAUCACCCAGCUGAAGCGGGUCGGGCCAGGACUCGGAGAGUACAUGUACGACAAGGAAAAUCUGGGCGAGUAAGGUGCCAGCCGCGCCAAAUUGGAUCUCCCCUUGGGCAUUGACAGGAAGACGCGCGGCAUUCUAGAGACAGCCCUUGUGUGAUUUUUGCCAUUUUUGUCAACUUCAUUCUUCUCGGAAAAGAAACAGCUGUCAGGUCUUUAACAAUUUUACUGUAGGAAUUACAAGUCCUGGCUUUCAGUGUUGUAUUUUACCUGUUAACAAAGUACAUGAAGAGGAUUUUUUUUUUUAUUAUUGUACUCUUUAUCUGUGGAAUGCACACAUUGGAAAGUAAUUAUCCAGCUUUACAAAGUCUCCCAUUUUUGCCAAGAUCUUUUGUGCAUUUUUAUUCAUCAUCUCUUAUUGUUGCUGUGAUAUUAUUUGAGUUUUGUAAGCAUUUCCACCAAAGUUACAACUUGUGUUUUAAAAGUUUUUGAGGAACCCAAGGGCUGACCUCCAAAUAAAAAAAAGUUUUCUCUUGAAA
Aplysia californica (California sea hare) is the source of this 1117-nucleotide messenger RNA. RefSeq names its product soma ferritin. NCBI's taxonomy places the organism in Eukaryota, Metazoa, Mollusca, Gastropoda, Aplysiida, Aplysiidae. Gene Ontology annotation, molecular function: ferrous iron binding; ferric iron binding. Gene Ontology annotation, cellular component: cytoplasm. Gene Ontology annotation, biological process: intracellular iron ion homeostasis; iron ion transport. The record is from RefSeq and is marked provisional.